Fomitiporia mediterranea MF3/22 is the source of this 585-nucleotide messenger RNA. RefSeq lists its product as uncharacterized. NCBI's taxonomy places the organism in Eukaryota, Fungi, Basidiomycota, Agaricomycetes, Hymenochaetales, Hymenochaetaceae. The transcript is spliced from 4 exons. The coding region runs from base 1 to 585 and encodes 194 amino acids. The record is from RefSeq and is a predicted model, not a curated record.
AUGGUAGUUUAUAUAGAGCGCCUUUCCGGAGGGGUGUUCCAGAAUUGCAGCAGCGUAGAUGAUCUCAAGAUUGAAGUGCCCGACGCGUCUGGAGAGUGUGCGAGUAGACGGUGGGCUUCGCCGCAGGUUGUCAAAGGGAAUAAGAUUGCGUUGAACUCCGGGCAUCACAACCGACGAGUGGCGGGUAGCGACAGAAGCCAAAGUGCCAUAACGAGCCAGCGGAACGAUCGAGAAACAACAACACUACGUCUGUACGUUAUCCGUUUUCCGACAGACAAGGGCAACAACAAAUCCGUCCUGCUCCCUGCCAAAGAGAAGAAACGUCCUGCCCAACUGGCCGGCGGCGAGCAUCGCGCUGCUACAGCGGUCGUAGAACACGACGUACUCACAUAUACAAUCAAAAAUUACCCGCUCAGGAUCAUCUUAGCAUGUGAACAUAUUUUUCCUGUCCGUAUCUACCACAAUACGCGCAAUCCAUGUCAUCCCAUAGCAUACCUCUCAGCGGCGCAGUGGUGUCGCACCGCCGCGUCAAUAUCAAAUACCACCGUGCAGAGCCAUCCUCGUGCAAUAAGCUUGAAGGAUUAA